AUGUUUCGACGGACGCUCUUUCAAGUCUCUUCGCGCAAGGCAGUAAGCCCCUUUCGCAUGUCGUCUAUAAGACCACAUACCUCUCAGCCUCGCUCGCCACCACCCUCACAAUCCCGCAUUGAGCGCUUCAAUCGUCAUCUUCCCAAGUUCCUCCACAAGUACACGAAUGCCCUCGCGACUGCUCCAGUCUCUCACAUAACCGCCUUCCUUCUGCUUCACGAGAUCACCGCCAUAGUUCCCCUCCUAAGCCUCGUCGCAACAUUCCACUACACUCAUUGGCUUCCCUCAUGGUUUGCAGAAGGGACGUGGGUCCUCCAAGGUGUCGAGCGGUUCGGCAAGUACUUUCGCCGCAAAGGCUGGAUACGAUCCGAUGAAGUGUCGGAAGCCGAGCGUGAGGUUCAAUUGGAAAUGAGGAGGGGGGGCAAAGCAUGGGACAUUGGCGAGGGCGGAGUGAGGCUGGUGGUUGAAUUUGCAACGGCUUAUGCAGUGACGAAAAUGUUGUUGCCAUUUAGGAUUGUGCUGAGCGUGUGGGCCACACCGUGGUUUGCGACGAGGACGGUUAUUCCGGUUACGAAUAUAGUGAAAGGGCUUUUUGGAAGUGGGAAGCUAAAGACUCAGGUACGGGCGGGGUCAAGGGCCGCGGGGAUGGGAACUUUCGAUACGGGUGCAGUCACGAAGAGCAAGUCAGGGAAG
Molecule: messenger RNA, 693 nt
Organism: Lindgomyces ingoldianus
Lineage: Eukaryota; Fungi; Ascomycota; Dothideomycetes; Pleosporales; Lindgomycetaceae
Exons: 1
Cellular component (GO): mitochondrion
Source: RefSeq, a predicted model, not a curated record